UGUUACUAUGCGCUUGCAAAAUCUGUCACAGCUCUACUUCAGUACCUUGCCAACAGGAGCAACACAAACGCGCGCCCUGUUUGUCGAUAAUUUGUCGCAUUGGAUUGGUUAGACGGCGGGAAUUGAGAGCUCCAGGCAGCUACCCACUGCUCAGCUUUAUGUAAUACAAAGAGAGGAUACAUUUGUUCGCUGUUUGAGUCCAUUUUUGUAAAGUUAUUUACUUCGACUUUAUUCCAGCCUGGUUUUGCAGCGCGGUUUGAAGUUUCUGUCAACUCCAGCUGAUUUAAGAGAUACAUCAAACAACAGGAUGUUACUUAACGAUAGAUGGGCAAAUGGAGCCAUUGGCAGAGCUCGUGCCAACCUCCUUUUACGCGGGCACCGCGAUGAGAGUCAGUUUCACUUUCAGGAUGGGAAUACUCCAAAAACAGCUGGAACAUGACUACAGAAUCUGUAUCCUUUGCGAUGCUACAUCAUUUUCGUGUUUAAUUUAUUGCCUGUGCUGCCUCAUGGGUCAGCAUCCCCAUGAGUGGGUGCGUAUUAUGAUACCAUGGAGCAGCUUGAAGAGGAACUUACGUGUCCGAUCUGCUGCGGUCUCUUCGAGGACCCACGGGUGCUGCUGUGCUCACACAGCUUCUGCAAGAAAUGCUUGGAGGGACUCCUGGAGGGAAACAGAGGUCCAGCUUUCAGAACACCUUUAAAAUGUCCCACAUGCCGCAAAGAGACCCCUCACAAUGGCGCAAACAGCCUGCAGAUCAACUACUCUUUGCGGGGAAUAGUGGAGAAAUACAGCAGAAUCAGGUUCACGCCGAAGAUGUCUGUUUGUAAACAACACUGUGGACAGCCUCUCAAUAUAUUUUGCUCCACGGACUUGAAACUCAUUUGUGGGUUUUGCGCUACGACAGACGAUCACAAAGGGCAUAAAUUCAGCUCCUUGGAGGAAGCAUAUGAGCGGGAGAAGGAGGCGUUUGAAGAGCUGCUUCACGGGGUGGAGAGCUGGCAGAGCGCAGACAUCCUGUCCUGCCUGGAAACACUACAAGCCAGUAAGAAAAGAGCGCUUCAGUCGGUGACCAAGGACGCAGAGAAGGUAACAGACUACUUCGACAAACUCAUCAGCUCCCUUGAAUGUAAAAAGAAUGAGAUCCUGUCCGAUUUCGAAACACUAAAGCUGGUGGUGUUGCAGUCAUACGACCCGGAGAUCACCAAGCUGAGCGCAGCGAUGGAGGAGCACGGACGGGCGCUCAGCAUCGCAGAGUCGUUCAGGAGCGUCUCUGACCCCCAGUGCUUUCUGCAGCAGAUGCAGGAGUUUCGGGAGAAGUUGCAGAUCCUUAAGGAGACUCCUCUCCCCUCUCGCAAAGACACAGACGUCGGUCCCCUCGUGCGUAAUUUCGAUGUUAAAAAGUGGGACUCGCUGAGGCUCAGAGAAGUGGACAAGAUCUCAGUCCCCCACGAGAGUGGCUCCUACAGAGUGGGGGGCUCACGGAUGACAGUAACCAGAUGGAUCAUCGUAGUUCUGAGUGUGUUACUGCCAACACUGCUGCUGCUGCAGCCGCACAUCCCUGCACCCUCUGUGUCUUUGCACAUUGAACCACUUCUCUCUGCAGCCUCCUCGCACGUUGCUCACACCGCUGUGUACCUGCGGGAAAUGACUGACAUGUACGCACGAUUAAUGGGUGCAGGUCAGGAAUGUAUCGUGAACUUUAUUGACUACACUGUCAAUUUUAUUGGCAGCUGUAAGUUGUAUUAAUGACAGGCCUGUGGCAUCUCUGCUCUGCACUCACAACUACAGAUUGUUACAUAAGUGAUCCGUGUGGUGCAUUUAACAAGCGACAGAUUGUCAAUCGAGUUUAUGGAGAACCUUUUUUACCUCUUUACUGUCUUUUAUUUUCUAUUUUUUCCACACAAGCUUCAACUUUAUAGACAUAGAAUCACUAAUUAUUCCAAUGAGGCAUUAACACUUUUUUUUUUUUUUACAUCAGAUAGAUGACUUUCCGUUUUUCUUCCAAUGAAUGUGCUCUCUCUAAAAUAACGCUGACAUCUUUAUACCUGUCCACAUGAUCUUGACAAAUAAAACAGAAAAUCAAGUCACAUCCAUGUUUGUUAUUUUUUAUCACUAUGAUUCAUUGCUGCAGGCCAAAUCAUUCAGGCAUUUAGGGAGACAAAUGAGUGUAUGGACUGAGCAUGUAAGUGAGAAAAGAAACAGAGUGUGUAAUCCUGGGCCUGCUCCCCAUAGAGCGCAUCCGCACCACAGUGAUGCUGCAACCUCUUCAAGGUUACACACGUUGCAUAACAGGGCCCGUGUGAAAUAUUCACCAGGCUGCAGACACGGUGCAGGAAAAGCUCCUCUGUGAUUCUUAUUUCCAUAACACCUUUAAAGGUGAUGCUUACAUUUUCACGAUGAUAAAACGAGGGUACUUGGUCGUCACGCGUGGUGGGCACUCACUUUAUUUCUACUCCAGAUUUAUUUAUGGAUGUGACUCAUUCGUUGCAUGACUCGU
Molecule: messenger RNA, 2495 nt
Organism: Cheilinus undulatus (humphead wrasse)
Lineage: Eukaryota; Metazoa; Chordata; Actinopteri; Labriformes; Labridae
Gene: trim13
Product: tripartite motif containing 13
Exons: 2
Coding region: 548-1744 (398 amino acids)
Biological process (GO): innate immune response; positive regulation of macroautophagy; positive regulation of canonical NF-kappaB signal transduction
Molecular function (GO): zinc ion binding
Source: RefSeq, a predicted model, not a curated record